AUGAGGGAGGAUAUUGAAUUGGAGUUACAAGCGUUAAGAAAUCAAAUGCUAACAAUGCAAAGUAUACACAGCUCUGAAAAACUGUGCAUUCUCUCUAUUGACAACAUGUGUGGCAUUCUGGUGGUGAAAACUUUGGAGGAGGCAUUACAAAGAAAGAGCGAGAAUCUAGAUGCUCUGCCAGUUUUUCUCUACAAGCCAGAAAAUUUCCAAGACGUUUUACGCUAUGCCAUUUUCUUGUGUGAGUUCGAGGAAAAGGAGAUAGACAGCAUUGAAAAGAAAUUGGGUGAUUCAUUUUUGGAUGAAGAUAUAUCAUUAGUUGCAGAGAAGAUGAGCAUUGUAGACUUCUACUGUGUUAUGCAUGUGCUCAAGGGUUCUUCUCUGGAUGGAGGAGUUUAUUUUCAAUGUGCAGAAAAUAUUGUUUCCGUUUGUGGUUUGGUUAGAGAAUUACAGGAAGGCCCUAACAAGGAAUCGAAAGGCAUGAAGAUGAAUGGCCUGCACGCAGUGAUGGUGCCUUACCCUGCGCAAGGCAGUAUCAAUCCUCUCAUUAAUUUGGCCCAGCUGCUCUCUUCACAAGGGGUCUUCAUCACCUUCGUCAACACGGAGUGGAGUCACCAGUGCAUGUCCAAAGCAGCUCAUAAUGAUGAUGAACUCUCCACUUCCACAUUUAAGUUUCUCAACAUUCCAGAUGGGUUGCCGCCAGACCAUGGUCGCCUCGCCAACCUUGCCGAGUACGUAAUCGCAAUACAAAAGCUUGGCCCGGUGUUGGAGCAUCAUUUGCGGUGCGGCUUAGCGGAGGGAACUCCUCCCAUCACCUGCAUUAUAGCAGAAAAUUCCAUGUCUUGCACUCACGAAGUGGCCUACAAGCUGGGAGUGCCCCGAGUCAUCUUCUGGACAGUGUGCGCCGCCUCUUCUAUUGCUCACUGCAACUCCAACCUUCUUCUCUCCCGCGGACAUAUUCCUGUCAAAGUGGAGGAAUCGAAGAGGCCAGACAAAGUGAUAACUUGUUUGCCUGGUAAUCUUCCGCCUGUGUUGCCGACCGAUCUGCUUUCCUUCUAUCGCGCUGCUGACACAUCGGACAUUUUCUUUCAGUGCUGUCUCUAUGAGUCCCAAUUUCAAAGUAAGGCAGACUAUGUGCUGGUCAACACGUUCGAUGAACUGGAAGCCCCUGAGACGGUAAGCGCACUGUCCUGUAAUGGCUGCCCCGCUUUAGCAGUAGGGCCUGUAUUUCUUCCCAAUUUUUUGGAAGGGAGGGAUUUAAACGGGCGUGCGAGUCUGUUCGAGCAGGAUGAUAGCUGUCUUAAAUGGCUUGAUGCCCAUCAGCCGGCUUCUGUGAUAUACGUUUCCUUCGGUAGCAUCGCCGUCAAAUCAAACGAGCAGCUAGAGGAGCUGGCAAUCGGGUUGGAGAAAAGCCAACACCCCUUUCUAUGGGUUCUGCGAAUGGAUAUUGCGGGAGGUAUGCCUGCAACUCUACCCGAAGGUUUUGAAGAGAGGACAAAAGAUCGAGGACUGAUUGUGAAAUGGGCGCCUCAGGUGAAGGUUCUGUCCCACCCUUCUGUAGGAGGGUUUCUUACGCACUGCGGGUGGAACUCCUGUUUGGAGAGCAUGAGCUUCGGAAUUCCAAUGCUUGGAUGGCCCUAUUUCUGUGAUCAGUUUCUCGACUGCCGCUUCUGCAAAGAUGUGUGGAAGAUAGGCAUGGACUUGGAGGGCGUUGAUGUUGAUGAAAAUCUGGUAGUUAAGAGGGAGGAGAUAGAGAAAGGCGUGAGAAGACUGAUGGAAGCGGAGGAGCUGAGAAAAAGGGGCAUGGGGUUGAGGGAGGCUGCAUUUAAAGCAGUUGAGCAUGGAGGUUCUUCUUCACUCAACUUGAACAGAUUUCUUCAUGACAUGACAAAACUUUGCCAAUCGGCUUCUGUUAAAACGGCGUAG
Molecule: messenger RNA, 1923 nt
Organism: Cryptomeria japonica (Japanese cedar)
Lineage: Eukaryota; Viridiplantae; Streptophyta; Pinopsida; Cupressales; Cupressaceae
Product: linamarin synthase 2-like
Exons: 3
Coding region: 1-1923 (640 amino acids)
Molecular function (GO): UDP-glycosyltransferase activity
Source: RefSeq, a predicted model, not a curated record